Molecule: messenger RNA, 1197 nt
Organism: Marmota monax (woodchuck)
Lineage: Eukaryota; Metazoa; Chordata; Mammalia; Rodentia; Sciuridae
Gene: Mcemp1
Product: mast cell expressed membrane protein 1
Exons: 7
Coding region: 516-1079 (187 amino acids)
Source: RefSeq, a predicted model, not a curated record
UGUUCCUUUCCGCCACAGGGUCUUGGAGAAGCAGAACUUUUGGGUUUGGGGUAGAGCUGAGAAGCGGGAGUGGAUGGGGGGGAGGUGUGAGGGGACCAGGAAUCCCACCUCCAAGCCCGACAGCCUUUGCCCUAGAAGAUGAGGCUCUAAGGUGGCCCAGCUCUUCUACAGACAGGAGACAGAGGAGGGAGGAGGGGAAAGUCCAUCCUGGUAGGCUCCCCCCCCACCACCACCUUCUCUCAUCACUGCCUGUAACAUGCCAAUUCUGUCUCUGGGCCAAAGGGUUCCUCUUCUUGGCCACCCCUGAGACGUCUGACCUUCUUAAUCUGAGGGGCAAGGAUGCACCAAGAUGAGAGGGUCAUGGAUUUCUGAAAACCAGAAGGCAAACCCCUUUCUUCCUCUUCUGCCCCCAAAUUUCCUCAUCUCCCCAACACUUUCCGGUGGGUGUGGAUGUGUGGACACUCUAGCAGGCCAGGGACCAAGCACCCUGAAAUCUACAUAACCAGCACUUCAAGAUGCAGGCAGCAGCCUUCAGAGACAAGAAAGGGGGAAACACCGGCGAUCACAAAGAUACCCAUGACCCUGACUAUGAGAAUAUUACCUUGACCUUCAGAAACCGGGACCAGCCAAGGGGCAGUCAUCUAGCGCCCGUGAAUCAAGUCUCAGCCCAGCCCAGGCCAUCCUCGGACGCUGCUCAGGUCCCUGCUUGGUUGCACAGAGCCAUCAUGAGCCUGUUUGUCCUUCUCGCCCUGACCUUUCUGUUCUUCAUCACCCUCUCCAUCUUGAUGCUGUUGAAAAAUUCGGAGAUGUCUAGGGAGCUGCUGAGCUUGAAAAGGGAGCUUUGGAAUGCCACGAACGCGGCUCAGGAGGGCCAGGAGGAGCAGAGGACGCAUUGGAGAGCCAUCCUGCAGAACUCUGGGGAGGCCAUGAAGGGCAUCAGUGAGAUCAAGAUCAAGGUCCAAAGUGGAAAUGAAAAACUUAAGACAGUGGCAGCAGAAAUAACCCAAAUCAAUAAAAACACACAGAAGAUCCUGGAGGAGCUGGGGAAGAAGAUGAGCACACAGUCUACACCUCAAUGAAUAAGACACUGCAGCCACAACUUGGAGGACAGGAUUGCAGCUGCCAUCAAGAUGAAAAAUGCACUGUCAGCCUCCCCCUUGUCCCACGUAUAGAAAAUUGAAUGUCAUCAUGACUGUG